Manihot esculenta (cassava) is the source of this 1667-nucleotide messenger RNA. Its product is annotated as protein SHI RELATED SEQUENCE 6. The transcript has 4 exons. Bases 303 to 1109 code for a protein of 268 amino acids. Lineage: Eukaryota; Viridiplantae; Streptophyta; Magnoliopsida; Malpighiales; Euphorbiaceae. Gene Ontology annotation, biological process: positive regulation of DNA-templated transcription. Gene Ontology annotation, cellular component: nucleus. The record is from RefSeq and is a predicted model, not a curated record. Gene Ontology annotation, molecular function: DNA-binding transcription factor activity; DNA binding.
GACAAAGGUGAAAGUGAGAAUGUGUUUCAGAGGCUUAAUGUGAUUGUGAUAGAAACUGGCAUGAAAGAAGAUCCUGGGAGAUGGUUUCUUCAGAAGCAUUUGUACUUGGUGUCCAUUGGAAAAACAAUGUUGAGGUAGCUCAGAUAUCUCUUCACAUUUCAUGUCCGCUUUAUAUAUAGAUCCUUCCGCAAUCCAAUCCACCAACAGUGGCCACCCCAAUUCGUACUCUGGCCACCAGCACUGCCAAAACAUGGCCUCCACCUCCUCCAACCACCACCGCCUUCCUUCCUGACUAUACAAACAUGUUAGGCCUCCACAACAUCUUCCUCAUAACACCACCAGUACAACCACCACCACCACCUUCUUCUUCUUUUCACCACCCUGACCAACAACCCAUUUCCGUCCAUGAACAGUGCAACAUUUUAAACAAUCAAGAUUCUUGGACCACUCUUAAGAGAUAUAAUCUGCAAGAAUCAAGCAGAGAUGCAUUGAAUAUUGAUGGGGAUAACGAAAACUGUAAUACAUCUUCUAGUGUUUGCAGAGAUUGUGGAAAUAGAGCCAAAAAGGAGUGCGAGUACAGAAGGUGUAGGACUUGUUGCAAGAGUAGAGGCUAUGAUUGUGCCCCUCACAUUAAAAGCACGUGGGUUCCUGCGGCCAGGCGGCGAGGGAGGCACGCUACUGAUGUUGGUGGCUCUUCCGGCUCUUCUUCCGGUGGUGGUGGUGGUGGUGAUGGUAAUAAAAGGCCAAGAGAGAAUGUGAGCGCUACAUCUAAUAGCUUUAGUACCUCUAAUAACAAUGCCGCUGCUUUUUUCAGUUUUGACAACGCCUCCAAUUGCCAGGAUGCAAGCUUCAAGCAGUCCUUGCCAAGCCAAGUUCGAGCACCAGCAGUUUUCAGGUGCGUUAGAGUGACUGCCAUUAGUGGUGGCGAAGCUGAGGUUGCAUACCAGGCUAUGGUGAACAUAAGUGGCCAUGUUUUCAAGGGUUUCCUCUAUGAUCAAGGAAUUGAUGAGAAUAACUUAAAUAGAGAUUCCACUUCUCCAAUUGUUGAUCCACCAGAUCCCUAUCUAGCCUCUGCCACCCAUAGAGUGUUUCAAGCAGGUAAUGAAUGAAAUAUUCUCCAGAUAGUUGUUGCUCCUAAUAUUCAACUGGAGAGAAUUGGCAUGAGCUUCUCUGUUUUAAGAACAGAGUGACUGGUUUUUGGUUGCAAUAUGAAGUACUGUGAGCUGUUAUUGAUCCUUAGUUCUGUUCCAAAAUGGUGCUUCUUAUAUUGGUGGGCAGAGUAUGAAUCUUGGGAGAUCAUAGAUUUGAAAGUUGAUGGAAAUGAAAAAUAUAUUUUAGAAUUCAAUAGCUAUAGUUGUGCCACUGUGUAAGAAAUUGGGAGGUUGGGAUUUGAGUAUUCAUCCAUUUUGUAAGAUAGAAUUAAUGAGAUUGUGAAGGACAAAGAAACAAGAAAGAGCUUGUAUUGUAGUACUAGCAUAUUACAGUGAACAUAACAUGUUAGAAAAAUAUUUUCUUGUGGUUCAUUUACCAAAAGUGUGGCCUGACCAAGUAGAGAUUGGUUUAUUUUUCUUUUUUAUAAUUUAGGUUGAUUGUAGUCUAGGAAAUGGAAGGUUAUUGCACAAACAUCAAAAGAAAUUUUGAUUUAAUUAGGAAUGAGUUUUCGACAA